GAAAGUCUUUCUGAGGGACCACCUUCUUUUGGCUUCAAUCUCUCUUACUCUUGACAUCUGAGUAGCUCAGUGGGAAGCUCCUCCAGGUCCGAGUGUUUAUAUGUAAAGGAGACUGGCCGCUAGGGCUCAAGCCCAGGAUUAUCCCAGCUCUGCAGAAACGCAGGGAUAUUGCUGUGGGAAGGGGGCCCAAAGGUCACACUGUCUCCAGUGAAAACUGACAGAGCUUGGUAGCGAUUGGAACCUCCGUGAAGUCUUCUCUUUGGGCACUGAGACUUGCAUGCUAUGGAACACCCGCUCUUUGGCUGCCUGCGCAGCCCUCACGCCACCGCGCAAGGCUUGCACCCGUUUUCCCAGUCCUCUCUCGCCCUCCAUGGAAGAUCGGACCAUAUGUCCUAUCCUGAGCUCUCCACUUCGUCCUCGUCUUGCAUAAUCGCAGGCUACCCCAACGAGGAGGGCAUGUUUGCCAGCCAGCACCACAGGGGCCACCACCAUCACCACCAUCACCACCACCAUCACCACCAGCAGCAGCAGCAGCACCAGGCUCUGCAGACCAACUGGCACCUCCCGCAGAUGUCCUCCCCUCCGAGUGCGGCUCGGCACAGCCUCUGCCUUCAGCCAGACUCGGGCGGCCCCCCAGAGCUGGGGAGCAGCCCGCCGGUGCUAUGCUCCAACUCGUCCAGCUUGGGCUCUAGCACCCCGACCGGGGCUACGUGUGCGCCAGGGGACUACGGACGCCAGGCGCUGUCGCCCGCGGAGGCGGAGAAGAGAAGUGGAGGCAAGAGGAAAAGCGACAGCUCAGACUCCCAAGAAGGAAAUUACAAGUCAGAAGUCAACAGCAAACCCAGGAAGGAAAGGACAGCGUUUACCAAAGAACAAAUCAGAGAACUUGAAGCAGAAUUUGCCCAUCAUAACUAUCUGACAAGACUGAGGCGAUAUGAGAUAGCAGUGAACCUGGAUCUGACUGAAAGACAGGUGAAAGUCUGGUUCCAGAAUAGGAGAAUGAAGUGGAAGAGGGUAAAAGGAGGACAGCAAGGAGCUGCAGCUCGAGAAAAGGAACUGGUGAAUGUGAAAAAGGGAACACUUCUCCCUUCAGAGCUUUCGGGAAUUGGAGCGGCCACCUUACAGCACACAGGGGACUCUCUAGCAAAUGAAGAUAGUCACGACAGUGACCACAGCUCUGAGCAUGCGCAUUUAUGAUACAUGCCAAGAGGACUAGCUCCAUUCUCAGGAAAGCAAUAUUGUGAUGGCAAGCCUUACCCUAACAUCGUUUACACAGAAAGAUGAUUAUAACAGUGGGUUUUAUUAUUAUCAUUAAGGUCAGGCAUUUCCUGUCUGGUUUUUGUGAUUUGUAAAGGGUUUACCCUAAGUAUCACUUAUUAAAGUUGCCUCCACAGUGAAGAAGGCAAACCUAAACUUGCUUUGAAUGUUCCAGAUAUUUAGUCAUGCAUGUGACAGUGGGCAGGUGUGUUUGCGUUUGCUUGCACUGAAAGUUAAAUUGCUAUCAAGAGCAAACCGGGAGGCAUUUAUCGUUCAUGAUGCCUCCUGAGUGAAGAUGCCGAAGAUAAAAGGACUUUGAGUAUUCCAGAUGCAUGUGAUCACGUGUCUGAGAGUGGGCAGGUAUUUGCUUUUGCUUGCACUGAACAAUUAAAUUGCUAUCAAGAAAAAAAAAACCAUGAAGCAGUUUGUCCUGAACAACCACAGUGCCUGAAAUCACUCCUAAGUGGAUAUAAAAUGUAUUUUAAUGCUGUAUAUAUUAUCUUUAACUCAUUUUUUCUGUCCUCACUAAUUUUAGCAAUACAGUCAUGUUAGCUGAUGAAAAUAGACGCUCACAAUGACGGUCAGCUUCUUGUCUUUUUAUAUCUUUUUUCAUCCCAAAGAAAAUCAGUACAUGCUUUCUUGUGUUCAAGUAGAGAAAAAUGCAGUAGAGUCUGAUAGGACAUAUUCUUGUACCACAGACAAAACAAAUCUUAUGUUGCAUUUACUAUCAACUGCUGCUAAUAAAUAUUUUAAAACUUACCUAGCUCCUCAAUUCUUCCUAUCUUAUAGCUUGAAAAAAAUAUUUAGGAUCAUAGGCAAGUCAGUAACCUUGCAGAAAGAGCUUUGUAUGACAGAUGUUGUCCGGCUUUACUUCUAUAAAAUGUUAGCUUUUAUAAAUAUGAUUUAAUUAAGAAGAAAAGGGGUUUCUCCCAGUUAGUAAUAGACAAGUUGCAAAGCAAAGUUGAUUCCUCAUGUUAAUAAACAGCACAUUACUGAAUGUUUUGAAAUGAAAUACAAUAAAGACUCAUUAUUUUUUCAUAUGUAAUGUAUUCAUAAUGAACAGCAACUUUGUAUUUUGUAAAAGGAAAAAGUGUUUAAUAAAUGAUCCUUUGUAAAUAA
Elephantulus edwardii (Cape elephant shrew) is the source of this 2376-nucleotide messenger RNA. It is a transcript of the gene MEOX2, whose product is annotated as mesenchyme homeobox 2. Lineage: Eukaryota; Metazoa; Chordata; Mammalia; Macroscelidea; Macroscelididae. The transcript is spliced from 3 exons. Gene Ontology annotation, molecular function: RNA polymerase II cis-regulatory region sequence-specific DNA binding; DNA-binding transcription factor activity, RNA polymerase II-specific. Bases 283 to 1197 code for a protein of 304 amino acids. The record is from RefSeq and is a predicted model, not a curated record. Gene Ontology annotation, cellular component: nucleus. Gene Ontology annotation, biological process: positive regulation of transcription by RNA polymerase II.